Messenger RNA from Alosa sapidissima (American shad), 1417 nucleotides. Its product is annotated as sulfotransferase 2B1-like. Gene Ontology annotation, molecular function: sulfotransferase activity. The transcript has 6 exons. Gene Ontology annotation, cellular component: cytoplasm. Bases 111 to 977 code for a protein of 288 amino acids. The record is from RefSeq and is a predicted model, not a curated record. NCBI's taxonomy places the organism in Eukaryota, Metazoa, Chordata, Actinopteri, Clupeiformes, Clupeidae. Gene Ontology annotation, biological process: sulfation.
UGUGUGUGUGUGUGUGUGUUGGGGGGUGGAGUUGAUGUAGUUAUUAAAUAGCAGGACAGGAGAAGCGCUGAACUGUUUUCCUCGGUAGCUGCAACUGGCGUUUAUCGAAGAUGGAAAAAGAUGGAAAAUAUAUCGUAUACCAUGGUCUUCUAUGUCCUAAGGAGACACAUUCUUUGGACAGUUUAAAAUACUUUGAGGAAUUCAACGUGAGAGAUGACGAUGUAAUCGCCAUUACAUAUCCUAAAUCUGGUACGAUCUGGAUGCAAGAAAUACUCCCUUUGAUCCUUAAUGGAGGAGAUUUAACCCCUGUCCACACAAUACCUAACUGGGACAGAGUUCCUUGGCUAGAGGAGACACGUGCUGCCUUAGUUCUGGACAACAAACCCUCACCAAGAGCCAUGGUGUCCCAUAUGCCAUAUCACCUCAUGCCUCCUACUUUCUUCUCCUCCAAGGCAAAGGUCAUAUAUGUGGCACGCAAUCCUAAAGACGUGUUGGUGUCGUCAUUCUAUUUCCAUCAAAUGGCCCGUUUUUUGGAUGAUCCUGGAACAUUUGAAGAGUUUCUUGACAAGUUUCUUGCAGGGCAAGUACUGUUUGGAAAGUGGACAGACCAUGUGAAAAGCUGGAGAAAAAACGAUCUUGGAGACAGGAUUUUAUAUGUGACCUAUGAAGAGAUGGUCAAGGACCUCAGAGGAGCCCUCACACGCUUCUCAAAAUUCCUUGGACGGGAGUUGACAGAGCAGAGUCUGGAGCAGAUAGUGAGCCAUUGCACCUUCAACACAAUGAAGACCAAUGAUAUGUCCAACUUCUCCUUGAUCCCUCAAGAUAUAAUGGACAACAAAAAGUCGGCUUUCCUGCGUAAAGGGAUUGUGGGAGAUUGGAAAAACCACUUAAGUCCAGAACAGGAGGUAAAGUUCAACACUGUCAUUAAACAAGAGAUGGCAGAUAGCAACAUUAAAUUCGCCUGGGAUGAAGACUGAAUCAACACUCUACACAGUGAUACAUGCUCACUCAGUCACAAGUUUGGGAGAUUCCUUCAUGUCAUUCAGAUAAGACAUCUGGGGGGCAUUCCACAUCAGAGUAAGUGGUAAACCUCCUAAAUAGAAGAGCUGCAUGGCUUCAUUCUCCUAACAUAAAAAUGGCAUAGGCCACUUACUUUGAGUUAACUUACCCAGGUUUGUCACUAAACCACGUACUUGGAAUACCCCCUUGGAGUGCAAAAUCAGUCUUACAAGAAAAUCACAGAAGCUGAUAUUCUAAAUGGCAGUAAAACAAAUCAAGUAUGCAUGUCAGUGAUAAUAAUGUGACAAUAAACUGUUCUGAUAUUUGUAUAUUUGUGUAGGCUAUUGGUUUCAAAGUUAUGACCAAGUUACAGUAACUCCCAUACACAAAUCUCACAGUAAAGCCUUUGUUUUGUUUA